This is a messenger RNA of Myotis davidii, 849 nucleotides long. It is a transcript of the gene TUBB4B, whose product is annotated as tubulin beta 4B class IVb. Gene Ontology annotation, cellular component: cytoplasm; microtubule. Gene Ontology annotation, molecular function: GTP binding; structural constituent of cytoskeleton; GTPase activity. The transcript is spliced from 3 exons. Bases 1 to 714 code for a protein of 237 amino acids. The record is from RefSeq and is a predicted model, not a curated record. Gene Ontology annotation, biological process: mitotic cell cycle; microtubule cytoskeleton organization. Lineage: Eukaryota; Metazoa; Chordata; Mammalia; Chiroptera; Vespertilionidae.
AUGAGGGAGAUCGUGCACCUGCAGGCCGGCCAGUGCGACACAGGUCAGAGUGGCGCCGGCAACAACUGGGCCAAGGGGCACUACACGGAGGGCGCCGAGCUGGUGGACUCCGUCCUGGACGUGGUGCGGAAGGAGUGCGAGAACUGCGACUGCCUGCAGGGCUUCCAGCUGACCCACUCGCUGGGCGGGGCCCUCACCGCCCGGGGUAGCCAGCAGUACCGGGCCCUCACGGUGCCCGAGCUCACCCAGCAGAUGUUCGACGCCAAAAACAUGAUGGCCGCCUGCGACCCGCGCCACGGCCGCUACCUGACCGUGGCUGCCGUGUUCCGGGGCCGCAUGUCCAUGAAGGAGGUGGACGAGCAGAUGCUUAACGUGCAGAACAAGAACAGCAGCUACUUCGUGGAGUGGAUCCCCAACAACGUGAAGACGGCCGUGUGCGACAUCCCGCCCCGGGGGCUGAAGAUGUCAGCCACCUUCAUCGGCAACAGCACAGCCAUCCAGGAGCUGUUCAAGCGCAUCUCCGAGCAGUUCACGGCCAUGUUCCGGCGCAAGGCCUUCCUGCACUGGUACACGGGCGAGGGCAUGGACGAGAUGGAGUUCACCGAGGCCGAGAGCAACAUGAACGACCUGGUGUCCGAGUACCAGCAGUACCAGGACGCCACGGCCGAGGAGGAGGGCGAGUUUGAAGAGGAGGCCGAGGAGGAGGUGGCCUAGAGCACCUGCUACCGGAAGCGUGAGAACUCUUUAUUCACUCUCAGUCUGUCCUCAUGAUCCUGUCUCACUGUGUGCACUGCUCUUCCUGUCUUGACAUCUGAGUUGUACAGACACCAUUAAAGCAUUUUCAUAGUG